AUGGCGGAGGCGCUGAGGGUCUCGGACGCUGAUCUUCUGGUGUACGUCCACCCUUCCAACGCCAACAGGAUUCAGAAAGCACUGUGUCGUCAGCUCAGCGUCGCCCUCUUCGCGUGAGUCUCUUCCAAUUUCCUCCUCCUCGUCAUGCUGUUACUUGCAUCGCGGGCGUCUGCGGGAGAAUGAAGGAUGUAUGUAAUCUUGGCGUUUUCUGGGGAGGAAUGAGAUUGGCGACGAUAGCUCCUUCGGUUAGGACAGAUAACGCGGAACCCCGCUGCUGUUCCUUUCACGUUGGGGUCUCGUUGUGAGAAAAUGUGCCUUUUUGUGUUGCUAUGUUUGUAGAACAGAACGAAACUUCACGAAUCCGUGGGAAGCAAUGGAGGACGAGCUUGACGAGUUCGUGCUGAUUAAUUCUUUUGUCACCUUCGUGGGGACUGUCGCCACGAUUUAUACAGAAAGGAUACUAUUGCUUGAAAAUUCAAGCAGGUCAUGUGAUUCUGAUGCCAGCUCCAAUGCAAUUCAGCACGAUAGGCUUGUUUCUUUGAUAUAGGUCAGUGGUGACGACAAUAUUGUACUUGCCACUUCCAUAGAGGGCGAAAUUGACGCAAUUUCAAGCGACUGCAAAUGAAACAGAGUUCAUCAUAGUCUGAAAGCUAUAAUCUAUGGGGUUGAACCUCUUCAUGUUUUAUCAAUUGAUUGCCUGUUGAAACCAUUGCGUCUACCUUUGGACUUUCGAUGAUCUCCAUUAACAUUUAAGAAAAUGGAUGUUCAGUAGAGGAAGAAUAAUUGACCUUACUGGAAAUCAAACAAAAUGAAUUAGCAUGUAAUAUUAAAAGUUUAAGGUAGACCAUUAUCAAAAUACUAUGAUAUUGUUUACGAAUAAAUUUUGAAAAUGUGGAUGAUGAUAAUUAUGGUGUCUGUUUAUUGACUAGGGGAUAAGAAAAGUGAUCAUGAAAAAUGGAAGGUCACGGCUGUAUUCCAUUGUUUUUUGUGUUAAUUCGUUCAGAUGGUAUAGCACUUAAAUGUUUUUCUGGCUUAGUUGCAGAUUAGCUUUGUGAAGUUAUCUCACAAACUUGGUAACCUAUUGCUUCUAUUCAGUUGUCGUUCUCUUUUAUCUAAAAAAUAAUUUUAAAUUGAUACAUAGUCAUCAAUAUGAUACCCUGAGGCCAGGGCUCAUGUUUUCUAUGACUGAAGUUCCAACGGAUUUACAAUUGACAUCUGUACUUUGAUCGAUUGUCUAAGAGUUUUUUCUAAAGGGCUACUUCAAAAUUAUGUUGUCUGCUGAUGAGCGGAGUUCAUAACCGAUGUUGCCCACCAAAUCAAAGUUGCUUGUCUAAAGAAGAGACAUCUUAUAAAUCAUUGUUCCUAUUAAAUAAGGAUUUCUUUACCUUAUCAUUCAACACUGAUAGAGAGCACUGAAUCCCUAGGAUUUUUCUGCGCUGCCAUGUGAUGUUGUGGUAGGAGAGAGCUUCGAGGUUUAUCUCUCUACCUAGGGAGAGAUCACCAAGUUAGAGGAGACAAAUCUCGGAUAGACUUUUUGUGUCCUGAUGUUUGAAGGUAAAGCUUUCUGUUCUAGCCCUAAAAUAUCAAACAUCCAUGCUCCUUUAAAUUUGAUAUCUAGAUUCCAUGGCCACUGAUCUUAGUCCAGUGCCAUUUUUGGCCUGUCGAAUUACUUGUAUUUUGGCCACUUCGUGUGUUAAUUGAUGCUUCAGUGAGAUCUUAUGAGUUAUUCUCCUCAUUUUGAUGAUUUAUGGCAUUUCAUAGCCCUGAAAUGAGCAUAGUUGCAAGAAGAGUGAAGCCGAAAUCAAAUGCUUGCUAGAACAUCUUUGAAAAUACCAACAUGUGGAUGGAAAAAUCAUUUCUCCAACUCCAGUUAUCCUCUCCGAGGACAACCGUGAAUGAGUUGCCCCCAAAAGAUCUUCCUCGCUGCAUAUAAGGGGAUAUAAAAUGUGUUUGGAAUCAGGGAGAUGGGUCAUGGCACUGGAUGUAGCUGCUGGCAAUCAGCCCUUUGAGAUGGAUAGAGCAGUUGUAACUCUACCCACAUCCAAAUUUGGCUGAUUGAUACUGACUCGCAUGACUUUGAGCUACAAGGGAAUUGAGUCCGAGUUGGAUUGAUACUAGUCAACCUAACUCAGUUUUAAAGUCUGUUGAGCCAGUAAUAGGGCCGACUCCCAAGUGGUAGUCCUUUCAUUCAUUUAGCUAAUGAGGCACCAUGUUCAUGCUAUUUUCUGCUAAUGCAAUUCUAAAAUCUAGUAUGAUUUUGGGUUUUUACUGUAACUGAACAGUGAAGCUCCGUUCACACAUUUAGGAAUGCUGAAGAAUGUUUAUUUUGUAAGCUUACUGGAAUACUAAAAUACUUUUUUUUUUUCAGGUUUAAUGAAACUUUCGAUGGUGUGUUGUUGGCUUAUUCCUUUGGUCUUCCAAGUAAAACUGCAAGGAUUCUUCCAGGACUCAUACCAUAUCUUUGUGUGAACGUGAAAGCAAAACUGUUGUUAUUUUCUCCGAGACAGGAUAUGCUAUUAGGUAAUUCUGAUUCUUUCAAAUUGUUACCUAAUUUUGAAUUGAUUGAUUUGUAUAACUGAAUACUAUAGCAAUAAAUUUGUUAUUUCCAUUUGUAUCUUAUUUUACAAUCUAGUUGUGCAGUCACGGAAGCCCAGAGUAUUAGAGUACCAAAUAUUUAACAGUUUUAAACCCCAACAUAUGGCGCUUAAUUCUUUGGAUAGCUUAGCUCAUUCCUAGAUGCUGUAGCCCAGCAUAACUUAUCAUGAGGACUGAACUGAACCAUAUGAAAGUUUAACGAACCAGGUUGCAUUUUCUUAACUUGGUAAAAUCUAGUGAACCAUCUAGUCAAUGCAUAAAUAGACCGAGUUGGGCCUAACCCUUAUUUGGGUGCAGCCUGUGCUCUGAGGAGGUCCAACCUGUAAUCUUGGAAUGUUAGCAAUAAUCCUCCGAGGUCGCACUCCUGAGAUUCAUGAUUCUCAGGAUCACUGAGGCCAUUCGUACUAGGCUAGUCUUCCAAGCUAUUGUUGGUCCAACAUAAAGCUGCUCACAUGGGGGCGGUGCAGGUGGGGGCCCUGUCUCUUGUACCGAAGGUCAGUAAAACAUUUCAUCCUAAUCCAAUGUCCAUCCUAGUAGAACUGCUAAAAAGGUUUGGUCCUUAAAAAAAACUUCUAUGCUUUGCUAAUCAAUGCCUAAUUUGUCAUGUUCUUCACUUGCCAGUUAAUAAUUCAACACAACAUUUUCUACAGGUUUCGAGUUCCAACUAUGCUUGGAUCUAGGAGCCCAAAGAUCCCAUUCUUCUUCUUCUUCUUCUUCUUCUUCUUCUUAUUUUAUGUUGUAAAUAAUGUUUUGUGCUCUUCAAAAAUUGCAUUGCGAAUAGUUUUUUUUUAAUAUCUAGUUUGAUAUUAUUUCUGAAUAAUUGCGUAUUUUUAUGAUUUUAACAUUUUUUUUUGCCAACUAUUUACAUAUAACAUUUUUACAAAAUAGUGUUGCUUAGUUUCAUCAUCUUGUUUCCUAGGCGUAAUGUCAUAUACUCGACUAUGUUGAUUUCUUGGACAACCUCGCCUUGGUGAUGGCCUCUUUUUCUUUCAUGAAAUUGAUAUUCUGCGUAUUUUUAAUUUUUUUUCAAUCUGAGUCUUAAGUUUAUUGAACCCUGUCAAUGCUGGUACAUGUUUCCAUGUCAAUUCAAAAACUUAAGACAUGAAGAAAAGGAAAAUUUAGUGCCUUAAACUAUCCUUUGAUCAUGUGGAUUCUAAGUAUUCUCCAAUUUGUUACUUUCAGAAGGGAAGGUGGUUAAGCUGAACAAGGAAACUAUUUAUGUGGUUGUACUAGGGUUUUGUGCUGCAGCCAUCACAUCAGAAAAUAUUCGUGAAGAGUUUAGAUAUAAAAUUGUGAGUUGACAGCUGUAACUUGAAAGAUUUUCUGGUUAAAUAUGCUAUGUAAAGAGCUCUGCUAUAUACAGUAUCACUUUAUAUCAUCAACUGCACUCAUUUAGUGGUUUAUCAAUAUUUUUACAGAAGGGUGGACAUGGGAUGUUUUCCAGCACUGCUCACAAACGUCAUGUUAUUAAACCAGGAACUAUACUACGAUUUCUUGUCAAAAGGUGUGAUUCAUAAUUUGUGAAAUGCCUUUUGCUCGUUAAUGACAUUACCUCAAAACCUCUGGGUUAAAGUGUCUGUUUCUCGUUACUCUGCGAUUCAAAUCAUUCAUUAGCGUUUAGUUUAUAAAUGUUGAUUAAGGUCACUGAUAUUCUUGUUCUCCUAAAUUCUAUAAAUGAAUACUUUUGGAUGUCGAAUCAUUUAAUGCUUAUCAGAUGUACUAAUUGGCAUUUGUCUUACGAUUACUAGUCUAAAGAAGAUCUUAUGUGCAAGCUUUUUCGAAAUCGUUUGAGCAGCACUCUGAAAACAUUUUUACCAAUACUAAUUUUGGUUAUUAUACGACUUACCAUGCAGCUAAGUUCAGUAUUUUCUUUCAUGACUUCUCUGUAUAGAUUUUCCUAUGUUAUGGUUCUAUUGCCUAUAUGUUGUUUGGUUUUCGGAGUCAUGCUUUACUGGGAUUGUAUUAUCAAUUUCCUUGAGUUACACUCUGUCUACCAUCACUUUAAAAAAAAUCACCUUAGGGAAAAGCUCUUUAUGCUCAUUCAAUAAGUUUUAUGGCCUGUGUGUCACCUUAAUGAGCAUUUCUCUCCAAUGAUUUUUGAUUAUAAAACGGAGAUUGGAUUGGUAGCCAGAGUGGUUGGAUCUUAGAUGUGUGGAGGUGAACGAUCUAACACAUAAAGAAAUAGUUUUGAUUAAAGAAGGAAAUAGAAGGGUUUGCCAGAUUAGUUGCUGCUCAGACUUGUGAAGAUGUAUCUGAGGUGACACGUAAGGUGUUUAUGGAGCUGUCCAAGGGUUAUUCUCCGUGAUGUACUUUAUCAAAGAGUAUGCUUAACCUGGGAACUAAUUGGAGACUCUUGACUUGACUAUAGGUAAUGCAUCCAGUCCAAAAGAGGAAUCUGUUAUAUCCUAGUAAAAAAAUGAUUUCCUUUUUUCUGUCAGAUCGUUGCUCUGGAGAUGUUGUUAUACCAUACCCGUGUAGAACGUGUCGGGUUCAUGAUUCAGGUCUUCUUUGGGGGCAUAUAAAACCAGAGAUGGGUGCUUUUUAGAAGCUUCGCUGUUGUGGAAAUGAUUGCUAUGUGCAAAAGGUUUCAGUAUCUAGGAGACAAAUGGUCUCUAUCAUCUCUGUGAAAGAUUUUACAGGAGGUUUCGAUGUGGACAUAUAUGAUCUGAAUAAGGAGAGGAAGAUUGAUUUUUUCAUUUCAUGUAUAUAUGGACUUCGGUAUGCCAGUAGGCUGCAUAAAUUAGGUUUGUGGCCCUAGAGCUUAAAUAGCAGGUCUGAUACCCUGUCAAAGUUAGUUGGGGAUAUCUAACUCAUAACUAAGUGUCAAUAAACGGAGUGGACAGAUCUAUUUUAAAACUCAGUUUUACUUAAAAUGGGAUUUUUUCUAAUAAACUUUGAUCAAGGUAUGUGCGACCCUUCAUCUUUUUGCGAAGUUAUACUGUCUUUUUCCCGGGAUGCAUCUGAGAAUCGCAUGACUAUUAUCGAGCUCAUAAUCUUUUUUACUUUGGCUCAACAUGAGGGAACCUGCACCAUUUUCAGGGACGGCCAUCUCUAUUAUUUUUGUUGGAGGCUUCACCUCAAGAUUCCCCACACCACAGUACCUAUUUUUCUGAUAUUUUCAAACUCUGAAUCAGAUUCUCUCUCUGGCACGGGAUGGUGAAGUGAAACGAUUGACUUGGAGGAUCUAUAGCCCUUGAUCACUUUAGUCAUUCAUUGGGGAUAUAAAUCUUAUGGCAGAGAUUCAUUCAUUGGGUUUUCUAAAUUCCUAUUUCCGAGGAACUGCGCCCGCCCUAAAAAUGUUUGCAGCCAGUUGUAAAAUGUUUCUGAAAACCUGCACUGCUCCUUUAAUGACAAGCACGUCAAUUCUCUUACAAAUCACCAUUAUAUUUUAUUGGCAACUCUAAUGCUCAUCCGUGUUCGAGAGAUGGAAUGGAAUCUCCUUUAGCUUACAUGGUUUGUAUUGCAUGCUUUCUCAUUUCCCCUAUAGUAACCUUUCUCAUUUCCAUGGUUUGUAUUGUAUGCUUCAUGCUCCAUCUCGACACGUAUCGAUCAAUAAGGAUGUGCUGUUUCUGAGCAGCUCCGCUCAUACUUAAUUGGAAACUCAGAGGAAAAUGUCUCACCGCUUGUAGUUCUUGAUAUCAUCUAGUUCUUCCUAUUUAUGAUGUCCUGGUUCAAUUUCUUAACUGAAAUUAUCAAUGUCCAUCUCCCGAUCUCCUGCUUCCUUGCCAGUUUCACGAGGAACUUGGAAGGUAUGUUUGGUUUUCUGGAAAGGAUUAUAAAUGGAAAAAUAAUAGCUGUUGGAACUAAUUAUUUUAUUCCGUGACAUACAACAAAUCUUUCAUGUGGUUUCCUUCCUGCAAAACCUGUUGCGUGGACUCCUGUCCCUACUAGAAGGACACUUUCUAGUCGUCAUUUGACCUCCAUGUUAGAUGACUUCUGAAAUCAGGCUUGAGUGGUAUUAUGCGGUUAUGGAAGGCGUUGCUCUGGUAAAAGGCAAGAUGAUUCAUGUUGCUUGCUACACGGGCAGGCAUCACUAUGAACGUCAUGAUUCAUCGCCCAAUUCCGUGGUUGUUAUUCAUCAUUUUCCUCGUUCACUGAACAACAUUGUUUCCAUCAGUUAUUUCUGUUUAAUCUGAUGGCCAGUUUUGAGGGAGUAGUGCGCCAGAUACAUUGAUAAUAAUUAGUAGAUGGCAUUGCUUAUGCGGUCAAUGAUCAAUUAAAACCUCACACUGAGGAGUUUGGAGUUGAUUCCUUGGUUCUGUCUAUGAUCUCUUUUGCACAUGACGAUAUUAUUUUUGUUGCCAGUUUUGACGAAGAAAUACUCCACAUAUCUGGUUCAUUAAUCCCAGCACACACUGGUUGCCUUCGCUGGUUAUCCAAGCAUGGCACAGCCGAAGACUCAGAGUUUGAUGGGUGCGUCAUGUUUCCAUCUCAAGUAGAGAUUUUUGUGCAUGAUUUCUCAGUUCAGACUUAAUCUUUUAAACUUGAACGAUGUCGGGAGGAUGCUAACAGAAGCUCCAUGGGGAACAUUGUUCUGGCUCGCUACUAUCCCAAGAUAGAAACUCCCGACUCUUUUUUGAAGAAGUAUUUAUUUCUGUUUUUGUUUGAAACUAUCGACAGGAGUGAGAAGUCUUGCAGAGGGGAUGGAGAUAUUAGCAGGGACGAAGGCAAUGGGCUGCUUAAUGAAUGUGAUGCUACUGCUCUGCGAAGUAAGUCCAGAAGAACCACUUAAGCCCCAAAAAGGAAAUGCCCCCCCUGCAGCUCAUCACUGUUCUUUCACUGUUGCGUGGCUGCAGCAUCUGCAUGAUUCUUUCACCAAAUUUCGGAUUAGUCCUUGGAGUCCCCUUUCUCUCAUCUCACUUUUGAUGUUCGUCUAGAGAUUUAUACUCGAAUGGCAGUCUGAUGGGCAAUUUUGGGCUCUGUAUGGAGACUCUCCGCUCAUCUGUUUAUGCCUUUUAGACAUUGUUGAGCUCUCCUCUGUUUAAAUUUCACCCAAGUUUGGGAUUUGAUUUUGAUCAGGUCAGAGAGAUUUUCUUCUAUUUUUUUCCUUCUCUGUCUGCCUAGUCUAUAUGGGCGUCUCUUCCAUUCAAUUCAAAUCAUCCGUAUAUUAUCCAAGUGAAUAGAAAAAAAUAUAAUGUUUUGACUUUUUCUUGUAAUGUUUUUGGAUAUGCUGUGUACGAUGCAGUCGUAAAUGGGAACUCGGUCAGGAUUUUUGGCUGGCCAAGAUCUAUUUAUUGUAUAAGGGUAAAUUUUAGGAGGCUUUUAAGCUAUUUUAUUGUCCAAAUAAAGAUAGAGAUGUAGUGUUAAUAUGAUGGUAGUCAACAGAGAGAAUCUAACUAGGCUGUUGUCCGGGUUCUCUAGUCGUCUAGCGAGCCGGCUCGUCUUCCUUCCCACGCCUUGCAAAUCUUAGAAAAAUGGUAUCAAGUGGGGAGAGAGAGAGAGAAAGAGAGAGAGAGAGAGAGAGAUGGGAACUAGCAGGGAUUUCAGAAGAAGAUUGUGCUCAUCUAGAGUACCUGUGAGUUACAAGGUGUAACGUUUUCAGAGCCAACUGAGGUCCUUUGAGCAUGGCGCCCUCUACAAAGAAAAAAGAAAUCUCAUAACUCUUCGCUGGCACCUCAUAAUGUAAUGCAUGAACAUUUGAAGCCAUUAUUACCUUCACAAGAUCCCUAUCGUUGA
Spirodela intermedia is the source of this 8271-nucleotide messenger RNA. Lineage: Eukaryota; Viridiplantae; Streptophyta; Magnoliopsida; Alismatales; Araceae. The record is from the annotation of a GenBank genome assembly.